ACCACCACCUCCUCCUCCUCCUCCUCCUCCUCCUCUGCUGCACAUCGCUGCACAUCGUCCCCACCACUGCUGCUGCCUUCGCCAAACUCACGCUCGGAUCACCUUCCCCAGCCGACGAGGGCACACUCUGGCCAUAUAAUUCUGCCUGCAACCACUCACCCUCACCAUGCCUUUCUCAUCACAUCUCCGCAUCCAGACUUCGUUUGAGCCCUUCACGGCCGAGACUACGCGCUCCCACUACGUCUCGUCGCCGCCGCCCAAGAAGCAAAAAAUGUCCUUGACCCAGACCUACUACAUUGCUGCCUCGGCCCGCUCCAAGCUGGGCAAGGAGGCAUGCAGGGCCGACCACGACCUCCGCCUGCUCGUUGGACACGCCAACCUCCUCGACAGCCUCAUGAUUGAACUCCAGGACGCCGAGCGCCAGCAGGAACAGUGGUUCAACCAGACCAUGGCCAAGGCCUCCAAGGCCGACGAGUCUCGACACAUCCAGUGGGCCGACAGCAUCGUCGAGGAGCUCGACGACGACGACGACGACGUUUCCGAGUCGGACUCUGACAACGACGACGACUUUGACAUGAUCCCCAUGCCUCGCCGCAUUGCCCAAGCGCCCGUCCAGAUCAGCACAAUGGAGGUGGACCAGGACGACUCGGACGACGAAGACUUUUACGACGACAUGGAAGACGACUCUGAACUCGCCCUCACCCGUGUUCCCUCGCAAUCACAAUCACCGCCCGAGCUCACCUUUGAGGACGAGUCGGACGACGAGUCGCCGCCCACAUCCCCCUCGCAAUCGACGCUCAACUUCAACAAGGAAGCCAUGCUCACAACCACCUUCUACGACGCAAAGCCACAAGAAGCGCAGUACAUGGAGCACGACGACCAACCGCUGUUCAUGGACACGACAAACACGCCGCUCAUCUCAAGUUAUUAGGCCAGCACACGACCCUGUUCCGACCUCAUGAUUUUUGAUCCAGCACUGUUUUAUUUUAGCGAGCGAGCGAGUCAUUUCCAGCAUAGCGUUGUAUUCACUUGAGCACGAUAUCCUUUUCUUUAUUUGCACGGCGUUUUUUUUUACAUGUCGGAUUGUACUGGCAUAUAUACCGCAGGGCGGGGGACAUGUCUCUGCGAUGAUUUCAGGACUCUACUCUCUUGUAUGCAUGCAUGGGAUGGACACUAGAUAGGGGCGGAGGAGAAAGACUUUGGGCGUGUGUUAGUUUUGGUACGAGCGGUUCAAGUUCUCCCGAGAACAUUGGUCGAGACUGCCGCCUUAGCUACAGAAUGAGAGAAACAAUCCACAACGAUCC
Messenger RNA from Exserohilum turcica Et28A, 1304 nucleotides. RefSeq lists its product as uncharacterized. The coding region runs from base 167 to 931 and encodes 254 amino acids. Lineage: Eukaryota; Fungi; Ascomycota; Dothideomycetes; Pleosporales; Pleosporaceae. The transcript is spliced from 2 exons. The record is from RefSeq and is a predicted model, not a curated record.